Sabethes cyaneus is the source of this 795-nucleotide messenger RNA. Its product is annotated as protein obstructor-E-like. The transcript has 5 exons. Gene Ontology annotation, molecular function: chitin binding. Gene Ontology annotation, cellular component: extracellular region. The record is from RefSeq and is a predicted model, not a curated record. Bases 1 to 726 code for a protein of 241 amino acids. NCBI's taxonomy places the organism in Eukaryota, Metazoa, Arthropoda, Insecta, Diptera, Culicidae.
AUGUGCAAAUCACUCUUGAUGGUUGCUCUAAUCUUUACCGCUUGUAAUGCUGUAGAUGAUGAGGAUUAUUUCGAGUUCACCUGCCCACGUGAAGACGGCCAAUUCGAAGAUCCUUACCAAUGCGAUAAAUAUUAUGAAUGCAACAACGGAAAUGUAAAAGAAAAGCUGUGUCCUGAUGGGCUUGUUUUCAGUCCAAGUAGUAAAUUAAGUAACAAAUGUGAUCAAGUUUUUAACGUUGAUUGUGGAAACAGAAAAGAACUGCAAACACCAAAACCAGUUGGUGUAUGCCCUAGACAAAAUGGAUUCUUUCCACACCCAGACUCGACGAUAUGCAAUGUAUUCUACAACUGUAUUAAUGGUCGCGAACUGGAAAUGACAUGUGUGGCUGGCCUACACUUUGAUUCGGAAACCGGUACAUGUGUUUGGCCAGAUAUGGCAAACCGUGUAGACUGUGGUAGCAACGCUAAUAAAAAACUGCAAGAUGGGUUCCAAUGUCCAAAAAAUUUCAAAAAAAUGGAUAAAAAUGGGCAAAUAGUCACGCAUCCUAACUUCCCACAUCCUGAGGAUUGUGCAAAAUUUUAUAUAUGCCUUAAUGGUAUUGAACCGAGAGAGGGUACCUGCGAUGAAGGUUCGGUUUAUAAUGAAGAUCUCCAACGAUGCGAUGCACCAGAAAACGUGCCAGGGUGCGAGGAGUGGUAUAAUGAAGCGGACAAAACAGAGAAUUAAAACCUGUUUCAAGAAUUCUAGUUUUAUAAGGCUAACACAAAUAGAACUCAUAAGUAUUUUACUUUUAAG